AUGUUUGAAGAUCUAGAUAAUCUCUAUUCCGACAAUGAAUCUCAACUUAACCUAUUCCCCGCACGUUCUGAUGACGAAGAAGUUCUACCAUUCAUGCCAGGUUAUAUUUUAAGAGUUAUGACUGGUGCUGAAGAUGAACAAGACAUGGUCAUGGUACUUCAUGGGCAUAUAAACGCUAUCAUAGAAAAGGAAAAGAAAAAGAUGAAAUGCGGAGAAGAAAGAUCAACCUUUGAAAUUGAAAGUGAUAUGACUUUCACCGGAGUGUUUGAAGUCAACUUAACAAACCGACGUACACCAUAUGACAACGGAGCUGAUAUGGAAUCAAAUGGUAGUCAGACGUUGAAUUUAGGAAGAUUAAGAGGCAGACACAUGGCAGUUAAAGACUUUGACACAUGGCAGUAGGAGAUUCAAACUAUUUAUUUAUUAGAAAAGGAGAUUUGACAAUUUUAUCGAAGAAGAUAAAUCCUUGUAUCCAUUAAAAUUUCAGGAUAAAUCAUAAUUUCUUAAAUUAAGUUGGAUAGUAUGAUUUACUAUAUUUUAGUAU
Messenger RNA from Lactuca virosa, 544 nucleotides. Lineage: Eukaryota; Viridiplantae; Streptophyta; Magnoliopsida; Asterales; Asteraceae. The record is from the annotation of a GenBank genome assembly.